This is a messenger RNA of Salvelinus fontinalis (brook trout), 752 nucleotides long. RefSeq names its product 2-iminobutanoate/2-iminopropanoate deaminase-like. Lineage: Eukaryota; Metazoa; Chordata; Actinopteri; Salmoniformes; Salmonidae. The transcript has 6 exons. The record is from RefSeq and is a predicted model, not a curated record. Gene Ontology annotation, cellular component: cytosol. Gene Ontology annotation, molecular function: deaminase activity. Bases 89 to 496 code for a protein of 135 amino acids.
GUGUUUGUCGAGUCAAAGGUUUUCCUGGACAGCGGUUCACUUCACUUUGUCCCAAGCUGACUUCUGUGACUGACUUACUCUGGACACGAUGGCUGCUGUUCAGAAACUCUUUCCUUAUACUCCCAAAGCACCUAUAAGGCAGGGGAUUUACAGCCAGGCGGUGGUGGUGCAUCGGACCGUGUACAUCUCUGGCCAGCUGGGGCUGGACGUGGCCUCAGGGAAGCUGGUGGAGGGAGGGGUACAGGCUCAGGCCAGACAGGCUCUGGUCAAUAUGGGAGAGAUCCUGAAAGCAGCUGGAUGUGGUUAUGACAAUGUCGUCAAGACAACCGUGCUGUUGGCAGACAUUAAUGACUUUGUCAACGUCAACGAUGUUUAUAAGACAUUUUUCAGCAAAAACUUCCCUGCCAGAGCUGCCUACCAGGUUGUUGCCCUCCCCAGAGGUGGUCUGGUGGAGAUCGAGGCUGUGGCUGUUCUGGGACCCAUCUCUGAGUCCUGACUAACCGGCCAGGGCAUCAACAAGCUGUAAACUAACUAACCUGGAAGUGAAAAUUUAACAGCCUUGAAAUAGUCCUAGUUUAAACAUUAAUUAAAUUAACCCAAACCACCCUUAAGGACUUAGACUAUACUGGCCAGACAUUCUACGGCCUUGAAGAGGAUAUAUAAUGAGGAUAUAAUAAUAUAAUAUAUAUAAUGUCAUAACAUGUUCCUGUUUGUACACUGAACAAAAAUAUAAACACAAUAUGUAAAGUGUU